AGAAUCAGCACUGGGAGGAGCGUAGCUGGGCAUCCCUGGAGCUGAAGAAGGUACGAUGUUUACUUCCUCCAGUCUUCUGGAUAAAUAACCCUCGGCCCACCGCGGCCAUGCCGCAGGCCUCCCACCGGACGCUCGGAUGAAGCCGGACGGGAAGCGCGGCGGCGGGGAGGAGGACGCGGGGUGGUUGUAACAGAAGGUGGGAGGAUGCACUGGGCUGCUGGCUUCGCCUCUACCCGACCGUGUGUGGUUGAACUGGGGCGGAACCACAGCCUGCCGCUCGGGCUGUGCGGCUCCGAGCAGCAUCAGUCCUUGUAUGGCUACAUCAUCGCCUUUCCUCUGCAGGACUACGGAGGCAUCAUGUCGGCUCUGGGCUCGGACUCCUGGUGGAAGAAGACCCUCUACAUCACCGGGGGGGCGCUGCUGGCUGCUGCAGCCUACCUACUGCAUGAGCUGCUCGCCAUCAGGAAGGAGCAGGAGUUGGACUCUCAAGAUGCCAUCAUCCUGCAUCAGUUCUCCAGACCAAAGAAUGGCAUCCCGAGCCUCUCCCCCUUCUGCCUCAAGAUAGAGACAUACCUGCGCAUGGUGGAUCUGCCUUAUCAGAACUACUUUGACGGGAGGCUGUCACCUCAGGGGAAGAUGCCGUGGAUCGAGUACAAUCAUGAGCAGGUGUCAGGGUCAGAGUUCAUCGUGGAUUUUCUGGAGGAGAAGCUGGGGGUGAACCUAAACAAGAACCUCACCCCACAGGAAAGAGCCGUUUCCCGAGCUGUCACCAAAAUGGUUGAAGAACAUCUUUACUGGACAAUAGCCUACUGCCAGUGGGUGGAUAAUGUGGAGGAAACCCAGAAUCUGCUGGCGAUGGACGGGCCUUUGAGCGACACACUAAAGUGGGUGCUGAGCCACCUAAAUGGUAGCAUGGUGCGCAGAGAGAUGUACGGCCAUGGCAUCGGGCGCUUUUCUAAGGAGGAAGUCUACAGGCUGAUGGAGAAGGACAUGAGGACACUGGCCACGCUGCUGGGUGAUAAGAAAUACUUUAUGGGCUCCAAGAUGUCAACAUUAGAUGCCACAGUGUUCGGGCAUCUAGCUCAGGCUAUGUGGACUCUACCCGGGACACGACCAGAGCAGCUCAUCAAAGGAGAGCUGAUCAACCUGGCCAUGUUCUGUGAGCGGAUGCGGAGGAGAUUCUGGCCCGAGUGGUUUGUGGAGGUGGAGGAUCUUUAUUACGAYGGCGACAGUGGGAGCAGCAGCCGCACCGGGACCCCCGCAGGACUGCUGGACUUUGACCUCUUCUCUAGGACUGACACUCUGGACGACAGCGAGAGCAGCAACCCCUCAGCCAAACACACGCGCACCCCGGACUCCGACCACUCGCUCUUUGACUCGGACGUGGACACGGGCUCUGAGAACGACAUUCACCUUAAAGACGAGUUCAUGCCAGACUUGGAGGUUUGACGACAACAACUUGCUCACGUGGAGAAACGUUUCCAGCUUCUCCAGUUACCGAACCGAGCAUGUGACACCUCCCCAACAUCCAGACCGGGUGUUUAUAUGCAGAGGAGACAAAAUGGACUUCACAUUAAACAUACUGUACGGUUUGUUCCCUCCUGUCUCAUCAGAAGUGUCCACCUGGCAGUUCCUCUUUGCCUUAUUUGUCUCAGACACAGCAGUUGUCGUGAAGUUACCCAAACUGAUCGUCUGAUCUCGUAAAAAAAUAAAUAAAUAAAAAAUAAAAAUAAAAAGCAGCGUUGCAGACGGGACAGGUGGCACUUCACUUGCUAUGAAAUGAUGCAACUAAUCACCAUWCUGCCGUGUGUCGGAACUCAUAAAUCCAUUCAAACAGGUGGAGAUUGAUCACGUGCUUCAAAAGGAACAGCUGCUGCGUCUCCGCUGUUUAUCUUCUGUGAUGCUGAGCAUUGAACACCGAUGACACGGAGCGUCUCUUCAUCUCCUGCAUCAGUCCUCGUGUUGUUUCCUGUYCGCUGCUGGAUGAAGGACUCAAUCAUCUACUGUAAAAGUCAGAUUCACCCGUUGGUUUGUUGAAAGAAGAUUAGGAGGAAUGAUUAGCAGAUUUGUGCCUGUUUUAUUUGACAGUUAUCAUUUAUGUCAUUUUUUUAACUAAGUAAUUAACUGCUUUUACUUGAGASUAGAGUUUUUCAUACGUUCAGCAUCCCUCAGGUGCUAUAAUAGAGCUGCAGUUCUUACAUUCCACCACUAGAUGGAGACAACAGUCAGCAUGAUGUCCUGAUUCUGUUUGAAGCAACCACACAUUUUUGCUUCAUUCCUCCAUAAUAAUAAUAAUAAUAAUAAUAAUAACCAACCAUAGGUGACCUGUUAUGCAAUGCAGUUUUCAUUUAUUUACAUGUGGAAGUGAACAAAUCAGCCUCAGUGCUCAGAAUAUUUUAAAAAAUGCUCCUUUUUUUGGUUCCGAUAUAAUUUCAGUGCCAUGUUAUUAUUUUUCUAUUAUGAGUUUAUGUGUCAAAAAUAUAUAUAUUUUUGUUAA
Molecule: messenger RNA, 2497 nt
Organism: Austrofundulus limnaeus
Lineage: Eukaryota; Metazoa; Chordata; Actinopteri; Cyprinodontiformes; Rivulidae
Gene: faxcb
Product: failed axon connections homolog, metaxin like GST domain containing b
Exons: 6
Coding region: 205-1449 (414 amino acids)
Cellular component (GO): cytoplasm
Source: RefSeq, a predicted model, not a curated record